AUGGCCAACGAGCGCUUCCCGAUACCCGCGACGAACCGCCUCGCAACCCUGCCCAUCGAGGCGCUCAACCAGAUCUUUGCCCAUGCCCUCGCCGAAGCCGUCACCGCGAACGACUCGCUCCCUUCGAAGGGCGCGAUCACGAGGUUCCACUCGAAGCAGCCGCCUCCGCUCGAGAUUGGCGCAUACUUGUCGAGAUUGACAAAGUACACGCCGUUCCCGCGAGACGCUGUUCUGCUGGGCAUCGUCUAUCUCAACCGCAUCACCCAUCUACCCUACACCGCCGAACCCGGCAUCCACCCGACCCCGCUCCUCUCCGUCGUCCCGCCGCGGCUCCCUCCCCGUCCCCCUCGGCAAAGUCGACCCGCCGUGUCACCCUCGAGCCCGCCAGACCGUACACGACUCGCCCCUACGUCUCCAAUCGAAGCGCCGUCUCCCCUUCCGCCUUCACCGACCAUCUCGUCCGUCGACAGACCGCGCGUCUCGCCCUUCCUCAACUCGUACACCCUCCAUCGUCUCGUCCUCGCCACCCUCCUCAUUGCGAGCAAGUUCACCGUCGAUGGAGCGCUAUCGCAAACAAGGGCAGCGAAGGUUGGAGGAGUUGGAGCGAACGAGUUGUGCAAGUUGGAGGGUGAGGGAUUGCGGUUGCUUGGCUGGAGCUUGAUGUGGAGUUUGGAAGAGAUUGAGGGCGCGAGCGCAGAGAUGGAGCGAGUAGGCGAAGAGAUGGGCGUACUGGAGAAGCUGUCGGAGCAGAGACGGGACGAAGAACAGCUGCGGACGCCUGUUGCGCCUACGCCUAUACCCUCUGCGCGGCACACGGGCUUUGGCGCACCUACUCGGCCUGUGAGCCUAGCGGACGUCGCCUCUCCACCUCGACCGACAAUCGUCCUCUCGCCGACCUCGUCCAGCUCUUCAUCCUCCGUCCCAUCCUCCGAAGCCUCGACCUCCGAGCCCUCUUCGUCAACUUCAUCCCCACAUCUCUUUCUGACCACCCACGACCCCUCUAUCCGCCGACACCAGCGCCCUCCCACCGACCGCGGAUUCUUCGAAGCCCCCCGAGACGGCGAUGAAGACCCCACGCCACCUAGCUCGCCGAGCGUCAGCAGCAUCGAGGGACACGGUGUCGUUGCGCCUGUCUCGCCGACCAGCAGCAUUGGCGACGAUAAGCCUCUCAGCUCGAAGAGCUCGUCGGAGACGGUCAGGCGGUUCGAUGGGCUUUCGUUGACGGCGGAUUGA
Molecule: messenger RNA, 1233 nt
Organism: Rhodotorula toruloides NP11
Lineage: Eukaryota; Fungi; Basidiomycota; Microbotryomycetes; Sporidiobolales; Sporidiobolaceae
Product: protein of cyclin PHO80-like protein family
Exons: 2
Coding region: 1-1233 (410 amino acids)
Biological process (GO): regulation of cyclin-dependent protein serine/threonine kinase activity
Cellular component (GO): cyclin-dependent protein kinase holoenzyme complex; nucleus
Molecular function (GO): cyclin-dependent protein serine/threonine kinase regulator activity; protein kinase binding
Source: RefSeq, a predicted model, not a curated record